Molecule: messenger RNA, 821 nt
Organism: Triticum dicoccoides
Lineage: Eukaryota; Viridiplantae; Streptophyta; Magnoliopsida; Poales; Poaceae
Product: probable NOT transcription complex subunit VIP2
Exons: 3
Coding region: 108-659 (183 amino acids)
Source: RefSeq, a predicted model, not a curated record
GGGGUCCAACAACCCAGAGGGAGCAUUUCUGGGAGAUAUGCUGCAAACAGCCUUCCUGUUGUCAUUCUCAGAUUCCUCAUGCACAUUCAGGUGUCAGUGGUAGAGUAAUGAAUGUUGGUGGAGGUCAAGCAUUUAGAAGUGGAAUGAAUAUGGGUGGUACCAUUCAAGGUUUAUCCUCAAACUUGGCCACCAGUGGUAAUCGAAAUUAUGUUCCUAGAAACCCAGCUUUGGGUCCACGUAUUACAAACAUUGUGCGCAGAAGUAACAUUGGAAUAAAUAUAAGCUCUGGUGGGUUGUCGGUGCCGAUUAUCUCAUCACACAUCGAUUUUAGGGUCAAUGCUGCAAGUGGAAGACUAAAUGUGCAAGGAUCCAACAGGAUGAUGAAUGGCCUUAUUCUGCAAGGUAUGCCUGAUGGAGCGAUUGGGUUGAUGCUGAAGCUGAUAUACUCCCCUAAGUUGCUCCAAUCAGGAACGCAGAUAUACUUCCGUGAGUUGCUCCCCAAAACCAAUCCCUUGCUCUUCUUUGCACCAAUCGGACAAGAGAUGCGAGCCAUCCUUUUUACUGGAUGUUCUCUUGAUCGUUUCUUCCUAUGGAUUUUGUGGUUGCCAGAUGUUCUCUCACUGUGGAUUGGUAUGAAGGUUGUAAAACAUUUUCAUUAGGCAUCAAUUUUAUUGCUGGUGCUUGUCUGGCUGUAAAAUCUGCUCAAUAUGUAUAUUUUCCUUUCGUCUGUGUCCCUUUUCCGAUAUAAUACUGAACCUUUUGGAAUAUCUCUGUACAUAAAAGAAUUGUGUUCUGUCUGCCGAUUGAAAUGGACCUAAAUA